CUCGUUCGAAACCGGUGUGACCAGUUUCCUCGGUAUACGUUACGCGAGUCCGCCUCUGGGUGAGCUUCGAUGGAGAGCCCCGCAACCUCCAGACGAUAUGGUCGGUAUCCAAAACGCUACCACUGAGCCAAACGAAUGCAUCCAAGCCGGGGAUGGCACAUCGGCGACCAACCCAUUCGAGUCGCGCUCGCUCAGUAAGAGAGCUACUGCGAGUGAAGAUUGUUUAUUCUUGAAUGUCCAUGUUCCGUCGAACAUCAGCAGUAACGCGAGCUUGCCGGUUAUUGUUUGGAUCCAUGGUGGUGGAUAUGCCGCUGGAAGCGCCAGCGAUGAAGCUCAGGAUUUCGUCAAAGAGACAGGGUUCCAAGUCAUCUCCGUCAACCCUCAGUAUCGACUCGGUCUUUUUGGUUUCCUUCCUGGACAUGAGGUGAAGGAGGGUGGCGCUCUGAAUGCGGGAUUGUUGGACCAGCAGUUCGCUUUGCAAUGGGUGCAGGACCAUAUCGCGUCAUUUGGGGGAGACCCUACUAGGGUCACGAUCUGGGGAGAAUCUGCCGGCGCAGGUUCCGUGCUUCAGCACGUCGUGGCACACGGCGGAAACACUCAACCUCCUCUUUUCCGGGCCGCUAUGAUGAGCUCGCUCUUCCUUCCCUUCCAGUACGAGUUCAAUGACACUAUCCCGGAGACUUUAUAUUCCGAAGUAGUUGACCAGUCAAACUGCACGGACGCUGUCGACCGUCUGGCUUGUCUGCGAGCCACUGACGUGUCUGUCUUGACCGCUGCCAAUACCAACCUGAGCGAUGCCAACUUCUUUGGGACAUUCACCUUCGUACCUGUCAUCGACGGAGAUUUCAGUAUCGAACGUCCCAUAGCCACACUCAACAAAACGCAACUCAACGGGGAAGUCCUCCUCGCAGUGACGAACGCCUUCGAAGGCAACCUCUUCGUCAACCAGACCAUGUUCAACGGCACGAACAUCACGCUCACAGACUACGUCACUCAGCUAUUUUCCCGCCUGAAUGCCGAGCAGAUACAGCAUACCGUGGAUCUGUAUUCGAAUGUUUCAGAUUUGCCGGAUGUGGUCUUGCAAGCCAAUGCAAUUAUGGGCGAAAACAUCUUCAUUUGUCCGACGUACUUUUCACUACAAGCGUUCGGGAAUAAGUCCUGGAAGGGCGAGUUUGCCAUUCCACCCGCCACACACGGUGAAGACCUCUCCUACUACUUCGGAACCUCCCCUACCGCCCGUACCUUCAACUCAACCGCCUUCUUCUCCGCCUUCUCCGACUCCUUCUUCAACACCGCCCUCUUCCUCAACGCUUCUCAAAAAAUCGACAAUUCGACGAUCACGCCCCCAUGGGCAACGUGGAGCGAGGGACACACGGAGAUGCUUUUUAAUCAGACGGAGGGGCUGCCGAGCGAGCCGGUCGUGGAGGCGAUUGUGACGGACGAUGGGCUGUUGGGGAGAUGCGAGUGGUGGAGGACCUUGGCUCCGAUUAAUGCGCAAUAGGCUCUCGAAACUUUUGACGGGUAUGGGCACGGGCAUUGAGAUAUCGUUCGAUUUCAUCCUGAGUGUU
Messenger RNA from Stereum hirsutum FP-91666 SS1, 1568 nucleotides. RefSeq names its product alpha/beta-hydrolase. The record is from RefSeq and is a predicted model, not a curated record. NCBI's taxonomy places the organism in Eukaryota, Fungi, Basidiomycota, Agaricomycetes, Russulales, Stereaceae. The coding region runs from base 98 to 1501 and encodes 467 amino acids. The transcript has 15 exons.